GUCAACCCGCCUGACAACCAACUGCUCCUUCUCUCUUUCUUUUUUCCCUCAGUGUGUGUGUGUCCUUCGCUCACCCAACUCUCUAUAACUCUCUCUCCCUUGUUCCUCAGAGAGGCACACGCCCCAUAGGACAAACAGCCAAGAUGUUUAUAUUUCAGAAAGUUGCAGGUGGCCUUGUGGAUAUUGUGAGCAACAUUGACCUGGCUAAGUUUGUGCCUUCGGACCCUCCUCCUCCCAAACGACCUCUGGCCUACACUGAAAGCCACGAGAGCGAUGAGGAGAAACAGUUUCGCCGUGUCUUCCAACAGCUGGCUGGAGAUGACAUGGAGGUGAGCCCCAAGGAGCUAAUGGACAUCCUGAACAGGAUUGUUUCUAAAUAUGAUGACCUGAAGACGAAUGGUUUCAGCAUUGAGUCCUGCAGGAGCAUGGUCGCUGUCAUGGAUAGCGACAGCACAGGCAGACUGGGCUUCCAUGAGUUCAAAUACCUGUGGAACAACAUCAAGAAGUGGCAGGGCAUCUAUAAAUCUCAUGAUGCUGAUCGCUCUGGUGUGAUCAGUGCUCGGGAGCUGCCAAAUGCCUUCAAGACUGCUGGUUUCCCUCUGAACCAGCAGCUCUUGCAGAUGAUUGUCCGUCGCUAUAGUGAUGAGCAUGGCGACAUGGAUUUUGACAAUUACAUCGGCUGCCUUGUGCGACUGGACGCCAUGUGCAGAGCCUUUAAGACUCUGGAUAAGGACAACAGUGGUCUCAUCAACCUGGACAUCAAGGAGUGGCUUCAGCUGACGAUGUACUCAUGAAGCAACAGACUGAAGUGGAACA
Molecule: messenger RNA, 816 nt
Organism: Myripristis murdjan (pinecone soldierfish)
Lineage: Eukaryota; Metazoa; Chordata; Actinopteri; Holocentriformes; Holocentridae
Product: calpain small subunit 1-like
Exons: 11
Coding region: 144-794 (216 amino acids)
Cellular component (GO): calpain complex
Molecular function (GO): calcium ion binding
Source: RefSeq, a predicted model, not a curated record